AAUCAAUAGUUUGCUGAAUAAACCAGAGAGUCACCUGAGACGCAGAGAUGUUGGAAGAAGAUAUGGAGGUGGCCAUCAAGGUGGUAGUGGUAGGAAAUGGAGCUGUUGGGAAGUCCAGUAUGAUUCAGCGAUAUUGCAAGGGGAUUUUUACAAAAGACUACAAGAAAACUAUUGGUGUAGAUUUCCUGGAAAGACAAAUCCAAGUCAAUGAUGAAGAUGUCAGGUUGAUGUUAUGGGACACUGCAGGUCAAGAAGAAUUUGAUGCAAUAACUAAGGCUUACUACAGAGGAGCCCAGGCUUGUGUUCUUGUGUUUUCUACAACUGACAGGGAGUCCUUCAAAGCAAUCCCUACCUGGAAGGAAAAAGUUGUGACCGAAGUUGGAGACAUUCCCACAGUUCUUGUGCAGAAUAAGAUCGAUCUGCUUGAUGACUCUUGCAUAAAGAAUGAGGAGGCAGAAGCACUGGCAAAGAAGCUCAGAGUAAGGUUCUACCGAGCGUCUGUGAAGGAAGACCUGAACGUCACGGAAGUUUUUAAGUAUUUGGCUGAUAAAUAUCUUCAAAGGCUCAAGCAACAGACAGCUGAAGAUUCAGAACUAGUACAUACAAGCAGUAACAAGAUUGGUGUGUUUAAUACAGCUGGUGGAAGUCACUCCAACCAAAACUCUAGCACUCUUAAUGGUGGAGAUGUCAUCAACCUUAAACCAAACAAACAGAGGACCAAGAAACACAGAAGCCCUUUUAGCAACUGCAGCAUACCUUAGACCACUUUGGGGAGGAAAUAAAGCAGCCCAGUGCAUUGGAUGAAGUUGUGCAAUUGAAUACAGAAUAAAACCAGCUGUAGAGGUAUUUUUCCCAGUGCUUUAGCAAAUCUUGUGCCUGUGGGAUCCUUGGCAGAGGGUGGAUUUCAACUUGCUGCUGCUGUGGGUUUGGUGUGUGGCGUGAGACACCUGGUGGCAACACACAGAGCCGUGGCUGCCCCAUGCACUUUUUGUAAAAAAUUA
Acanthisitta chloris (rifleman) is the source of this 1001-nucleotide messenger RNA. RefSeq names its product RAB23, member RAS oncogene family (gene RAB23). Lineage: Eukaryota; Metazoa; Chordata; Aves; Passeriformes; Acanthisittidae. The record is from RefSeq and is a predicted model, not a curated record. The coding region runs from base 48 to 761 and encodes 237 amino acids. The transcript has 6 exons. Gene Ontology annotation, molecular function: GTPase activity; GTP binding.